This is a messenger RNA of Biomphalaria glabrata, 1488 nucleotides long. RefSeq lists its product as uncharacterized. The record is from RefSeq and is a predicted model, not a curated record. The coding region runs from base 567 to 1151 and encodes 194 amino acids. The transcript has 5 exons. NCBI's taxonomy places the organism in Eukaryota, Metazoa, Mollusca, Gastropoda, Planorbidae.
GUCUUCGUGCCGAGAUAUAUAUGUAUAUAAAUUCUGGAUCGUGUUUCUGCAUGGUCGCGUGCGCUAGUGACAAGUAGAUUGGAUUAACCGUUGCAAGUGAUAGCUAGGGGAGACUACUUAACAUAUAAUAAGGUCUAGUAGCCAAAAAACGCAGACGUCAUACAACAGAAUGAGACAACAUGUAUUCCGGAAUCUCAAAAUUGGGACUAGGACAUUAGCGCUUGUGGAAUGUCACCAUUGAAUGCCAGCCAUGCCAUUCAGAAACUGCAUCAUUCAUCAAGAGGCCCGAACAAGACACUGGACCCAAAACACCACUAUGGAAGAAAAACUUUAUGGAGAGCAGCCUGAUCUGGAAACUACUGCGCAGCUAACCUCAGAUAUUGGUCUAGUCUUCUGAACUCUCCAACAUAACAAUGAGAACGAAGAAGAAAUAAUUCAACCGCGACGAAAACAUGUGGAUUACUUUACAAUCAUUAACGUACGUUUUAACAUAAGAUGAAACCUAUCUUAUCGAUCAAUGUAAGAAACAAGACUAUAUUCAGUGUCUUGAGUUGUGAUUUGAAAGCAUGAGUUGUCUUUAUUUGCAAGGCACAUUUUGUUAUAUAGGCCUGGUGCCCAUUUUAUUUUCGCUUCUUUCUCUUGUAGACGGAGCCAAAAACUAUUCAGUUGACUUACAGGGACCUGGGUGUGACACAGUGGAUGGCUAUUUUCUUAAGGACAAGAAUGACACAGCUGUCGUGUUUUCACUGCCGCUAAGCAAUGCCAUGCCUGGCCGUGACCGCUGUGAGGUUUUAGUGAAAACUGACGUCACUCGCAAGAUUCAGUAUGUUCUAGAGAGCAUCAAAUUUAACGAAUGUGGUAUUGACAUCUACAUCAGCGAUGACAAAAACACCAAUCAUCAUUUUCAAUGUUCGAAUGCAAACAUUGGACCUGUGUUUGGUAAAUCAACAGAGAACUACUUACGUGUAAGAACUAGACUUGCAACAUCAGGGACCAGACAUUUUGAAUUCAAAAUGCAACUGAAGAAUGAUCUUGGUCCUGCACUUUAUGUUGAGCAAACAACAAUAAAAGCUACAUCUUCAUUUAGUAAGCUAGCGGCAAAUCGGCAACAAAUUAUGAUUCUGAUUUUGAUCACCUGGUUCUAUGUAUAAAGUAUCAUUUUGUUGCGGCACCACUUUUUGAAACUUGUUCAGUUACAAGCCAUGCACGUCACGUGAACCAUUCAAUACAGGAAGUGAGCGUUAAUUGUGUGUGUGUAUGAUUGAAAAAAAAACAACUUUCACCAAGCAGAAGAGGGAAGCCCAGUCAUGAGCUCAGUUGAAGAGAACAGUUUAUUUAGAGAAGAAGAAAUUAGAAACGGUUCUGGGCAAGUUGGCUGGACUUGAUGAGAAGAUGUAAUGAGCAUUUGUUAAAGACAACACUGUCCUGGGAAAACAAAACAAAAAUUGUUUUUGUAAUUUAAAAAAAAAAUAAACCUGGAAAAUCAAA